Molecule: messenger RNA, 4119 nt
Organism: Lolium rigidum
Lineage: Eukaryota; Viridiplantae; Streptophyta; Magnoliopsida; Poales; Poaceae
Product: protein STICHEL-like 1
Exons: 7
Coding region: 142-3666 (1174 amino acids)
Biological process (GO): DNA repair; DNA-templated DNA replication
Cellular component (GO): DNA polymerase III complex; DNA replication factor C complex; nucleus
Molecular function (GO): DNA binding; DNA-directed DNA polymerase activity; ATP binding
Source: RefSeq, a predicted model, not a curated record
CUCAGCUCAACCCUUGGCGGCGCGGCGCUGAUCUGCCAAACGUGACCUGCCCCAGAGAAUGCCGGUCGUCGACUUCCCUUGAGAGGAAAUCCCAGACGGUACUUCCUUUUAAUCUGUCACAGCAUAUCUGAUUCUUCAAUUAUGACAUCCACGGUUGAAGGGUGUGUUGGUCCCAGUGAGCUUCACCUAAAGAAAGAACUUACUGCCCUGCGAAAGGCACGGUUCUUGCGUGAUCCUGAAACAUGCUCAUCCUGGAGAGGCCCAAUGAGUUCUAGGUCAUGCAUGACAAAUUCUAGCAUUAUGAAUCACCAUGAGAUUUUUGGUAAUUUAACACAAAAGAACACAGAGCCAGCCAUCGUGCCUCCAAAAAGUGAAAAGAAAAGGAAAAAUGUUUAUCUAUACAAUUGGAGGCAUCACUCUAACAAAUCCAGUGAAAGUGGGAUAAAGUUUGACGAGGACAAUAUGAGCCUGGAAAGCCCGUGCAUUUCUAAUGUUAUGGACUCUAGGAGUGACACAUGUCUGGAUGUUCCUGUUAGCAUAUACAGUGUCCAAGGCUCAAACUCAGGCACUCCUGUUAAAAGAACUGUUAGGAGGGUGAGGAGGAGUUCAUUCUCAAAGAAGGGAGCAAUGAGAAAUUCAACAGUUUCAAAGUUGCUAGACCUCCAUGUUAACUCUGGUGAGCAAUCUGAGGAUACAGAGACUUAUAACUCGGAGAAUCACGAGCUGCUUCAGAAGGCAGGCUACUUUUCUCGCUCUACAUCACCGCUGUUUCCUGCUUCUGGAUGUCUCAGCUCAUCGAAUCCCUCUAAGCUGUUGAAAAUGGCAAGAAGAGAAGGGUCUUCCUUUUCUUGCACUCCGGUCUCUACUAGUUCUUACUACAGGUACAGAGGCAGGAAUCCCAGCACUGUCGGUUCAUGGGAUGCAACAACUGCUGCUUCACUUGAUGAAGAUGGGCUGAGAAGUCAAAGGUGUGCCAUUCCAUAUUGGUCAAAGAGGAGUAAACAUAAAGGAUCUGAAAGAAGUUGUUCUCCUUCAUUAUCUGAUACACUUAGAAGAAAAGGAAGCAGUCUGUUGUGUGGAAGUCGGACAAUGCACAGAAGGAAGAGAUCAUCUGGCUCCAAUAAAUGUGGAUAUCUUAAAAAAUCUUCCCAAGGUGAGCCACUCUUGGGGGACAGUUGCCAUUUUUCGUAUUCAUCAUUUGAUUCAGCAAGCGAGGGAGUUUCAACCAUAUUUGGAGAACUAGAUUUAGAAGCUUUAAGCCGAUUAGAUGGCAGAAGGUGGUCAAGCUGUAAAAGUCAGGAUGGAAUUGCUCUGCCUGUGAGUGGGGCUGAUCAUGCAGUUUCAGACCAGAGAAGCUUGAGCCAGAAGUACCGGCCAAGGUCAUAUCAUGAAAUAGUUGGUCAAAACUUUGUAGUACAGUCACUUAGUAAUGCUAUCAUAAGGGAGAGAAUAGCCCCAGCAUAUCUGUUUCAUGGGCCUCGUGGGACAGGAAAGACUUCUGCCGCGAGAAUAUUGUCCGCAGCUUUAAGCUGCAUUGCUAAUGGAGAGAAUAAGCCCUGUGGGACUUGUGUGGAGUGUACUGACUUCUUCGCCGGAAAUGGAAUUAAUCUAAUUGAAGUUGAUGCUAGCAAUAGAAAAGGUAUAAACAGAAUUAGGCACUUGAUUGAAAAUAUACCAGCAUCAGCAACUUCUUCGCAAUACAAGGUGUUUGUUGUUGAUGAAUGCCAUAUGGUAUCUUCUAAAGUCUGGUCAGCAUUCAUGAAAUUUCUUGAUGAACCAUUACCUCGUGUUGUCUUUAUAUUCAUAACAAUAGACCCUGAAAACCUCCCUCGGGCUGUCAUAUCACGUUGUCAGAAAUACAUGUUUUCAAAGAUCAAAGACAUUGACAUAGUAUGCCGGUUGAGGAAAAUCGCUGUCAAGGAAAAUCUUGAUAUUGAAUUGGCAGCUUUAGAUUUAAUAGCGCUAAAUUCAGAUGGAUCGCUAAGAGAUGCAGAGACAAUGUUAGAUCAGUUGAGUUUACUGGGGAAGAAGAUAACACCUUCACUUGUAAAUGAUCUGGUUGGGGUUGUUUCAGAGGAGAAUUUGCUUGAUCUUCUAGAGAUAGCCAUGUCAUCAGACACUGCUGAAACAGUCAAAAGGUCCAGAGAACUGAUGGAUUCUGGUGUUGAUCCGAUGGCAUUAAUGUCUCAGUUAGCUGGACUCAUAAUGGACAUCAUUGCUGGGACCUAUAGAUUAGCUGACCCUACGAGCGGUGAAGGAAACGGUGGUCGAAAUAUAACUGAUGCCGAGUUAGAAAGAUUGCAACAAGCAUUGAAGAUUCUAUCUGAUGCUGAAAAGCAGUUAAGACUAUCCAGUGAGCGUUCGACAUGGUUCACUGCAGCUUUGCUCCAGCUUGGUUCAGGCCGUGAUUCAGAAACUCAUUCUAGAAGCAGCAGUAAGCAAAGCGGUAAAGCAGCUAGUGAGACCAUGUUGGACGCAGUAAGAGAAUCCUCUGCAAGCAGGAGUGCCUCUCAUCCAUUGUUCACUAUUCGUGGUUCAAGGAAUGCAAUGGACCACAGAACAGCGAGUGGGCACUCAAGUCCUCAUGGUCUUGCUUCGUUAUCUUCCCGGAUGAGGCCCAGUGACAACCUAAUUUAUGGGCAAUGUAGAUCUGUUGAUAGAGUUUUACUGGAUUCUGCUCAAACAAGAAAUUCUACUGAGCAGGGGCCUAUAAUUAAUGGAAGCUCAGACAGCCUUGUUCAAAUUUGGAGAGCAUGUAUAGAAAACUGUCACUCUAAGACAUUGCGGCAGCUACUCUGUGAUCAUGGGAAACUAGCAUCCAUCAAAGAAUAUGAAGGCUAUUUAGUUGCUUUCAUAUCAUUUGAGGACAGCAAAAUAAAGUCUCGAGCUCAAAGAUUUGUGAGCAGCAUCAGAAACUCAAUGGAGACAGUACUGAGAUGCAACGUGGAAGUCAAAGUCGGUUUAAUGUCAGAAUUUCUUGCUGGACAACUCAAGCUUGAGAACGACCUGGAAGAAAGAGUUGAGUCUGAUGUCUUCAGUUGCUCAACAAGCAGUGACCGACUAAAGGGAAUUCUGAACCCGCCUAGAAGUUUAGGUUAUUCGGAAGAAAUCGAUAAAAAGCUGGAGAAAUACAGCAAUGCUUCAGCUGCUGGUGGAGGAGUGCAACCAGAUAUCACUCAAGGAAAUACAGGAAUGCAUAGAACUAGAGGGCAAGAAGUCCCCACCGAACGGUCAAAAACAGCAACUGUUGAGGAGCAAAGGUUAGAGAGUGCAUGGCUCCAAGCUGUUGAAAAACACACACCCGGUGCGAGACCUGAGAAAAAUCAAGUUGUGCCACAAACUGGUGAUGGUCAGUACCAGAGGAAAUCCUCAAUGGCGACUGUUGUGCCCUCAAGGAAUAUUGACAAGGAUUUGAGUAAUGGAUUGAGAGCUUUAAAGAUCAGUGACAGUCAUGGUCCCCAGAAGGACCGAAAUGUAGGAAGGGAGAACGGAUUCGUUAUUUCACCAAGCCUCUUGCACAGCAAUAAUGAUUUGGCAAAUUGUGACAACGAGAGUGUUGUCUCCGAGUCUGGAGCACCUGGUUGUCAUGGCCUCUUCCCCUGCUGGAAAACUGAAAAAUCAAAAAGAGGAAAGGCAAAACGACAGACUCGUUUGAAGCCAUCUUAAUCUUGGAAUUUCCGAAAUGACUACCGUUGUCUGCGCUAUGGAAGACAGUUGCGAAACUCAAGAGAUUGCAAGACAACCAAUCGGUAAUAUUAGGUUGUGUUUGCAACCUCUAAUCUUUGCCUGAUGCACUCUGCUGAUGCAAGACCGUGGCCAUUUUGACACAGUAACUUGGCAGAGCUAAGUUUUGGUUGCUGAGCAGGACCGUCAAUAGGAAUGCAAAUAUCAUAAAAUCGAUCUUGUCAAUCUGUGGUUCUUUUAUUGUUAUACAAAAAUUUCAAUAUGUAAUCCCUCGCCAAACUGCAGAGCUGAGGUGGGUUGCUGGGAAACAUUAGAUAGUUUAUUGAGCAAGCUUAUUCUAGGUUUCUAGUGUUUUGUUUCUUGCAGAUAGUUGUUUGUAUUUUAAUGUACUCGACAGCAUUUCAGUACGCAUCCCUUUGGUUAUUGUGGCAACCA